AUGAUCAGCUACGGCAUGGCCAAGGCUGCAGUUCACCAGCUCUGCCAGAGCCUGGCCAGGAAGAACAACGGCCUGCCGCUCGGGGCUGCGGGCGUCGCCCUGCUCCCGGUCACCCUGGACACCCCAGUGAACAGGAAGUCGAUGCCUGAGGCCGACUUCAGCUCCUGGACGCCCUUGGAGUUCCUGGUCGAAACCUUCCAUGACUGGAUCACAGAGAAAAACCGACCAAACUCAGGAAGCCUAAUCCAGGUGGUGACCGCGGAGGGGAAGACGGAGCUUACCGCAGCAUCUCUAGAAACCUCGUUUCACCGUCUGUCAGAAAAGUCAUCAGUCCAUCCGUGUGGCCGAUGUGGCCCUCGUUUUCUGUAA
Rangifer tarandus platyrhynchus (Svalbard reindeer) is the source of this 369-nucleotide messenger RNA. The record is from the annotation of a GenBank genome assembly. NCBI's taxonomy places the organism in Eukaryota, Metazoa, Chordata, Mammalia, Artiodactyla, Cervidae.